AUGGAUUGCGAUAUUAUUGCCGUUUUGUAUCCCCGCGACGAUCACAAUGGAAGGUCGACAAAAGCGAUCAAGGCGAGUUCGCGUUACGUGCCUCCUCAGCUUAAGCGCCCCCGAUACAACCGCCACGAGCGAGAGUCAACUCAGCCACUGCAGAAUCCUGAGGCAUCGGCGCUCGACUAUCUUUCGGGCCUUGUGGUAUCUCGAACACCCCUUUUAGCCACCACUGACGAGUUCAACCGCCCCAUCAUCAAGGAUUUGAACUAUCUAGGAGGCACUCAAGUAACUUGCAAUGGGAAGGGCGAGGGAUUCCGGAGGGAUUUCCGCUGGAUCGUUGGCGGCAAAACAGUAGAUAUCGUGCACCCGUAA
Colletotrichum orchidophilum is the source of this 366-nucleotide messenger RNA. RefSeq lists its product as uncharacterized. The transcript has 2 exons. Bases 1 to 366 code for a protein of 121 amino acids. The record is from RefSeq and is a predicted model, not a curated record. Lineage: Eukaryota; Fungi; Ascomycota; Sordariomycetes; Glomerellales; Glomerellaceae.